AUGGUCUCAUUAAUGUCAUGCAUCUCCCUCCUGCAGACCUGCAGUGGGCCAACUGGAGCAAUCAACAGCAGCAAAUUGAAUGAAUUCUUCCUUAUGGGCCUCACUGAUGAUCCUCAGCUGCAACCCAUCCUCUUUGCUCUCUUCUUCCUCAUCUAUGCAGUGACAGUGGUAGGAAAUCUGGGCCUCCUUGUCCUCAUCGUGGUCAGCCCCAAACUUCACACACCCAUGUACUUUUUCCUCAGCAACCUGUCUUUUCUCGAUUUCUGUUAUUCUUCAGUCACUGUCCCCAAGAUGUUGAUGGGGUUCUUCUCUGAUUGCCAAGCCAUCUCUUUCUCUGGCUGUGUAAUUCAGACGAGCUGCUUUGUGAUCUUUGCUGUAACUGAAUUCUUCCUUCUGGCCUCCAUGGCCUAUGAUCGAUAUGUGGCAGUCUGCAAUCCUUUGAUCUACCAUAUCACCAUGUCCCCAAGGCUCUGCUUACAGUUGGUGACUGCCAGCUAUGCAGUUGGCCUGAUAAACAUGGUACUCCUCACUAGUACGACCUUUCAUUUGAUCUUCUGUAAAUCCCAUGUCCUCAAUCACUACUUCUGUGAUAUUCUUCCCCUUUUAAAACUCUCUUGCUCUGACACACAAGUGCUCCAGUUUCUCCUCUUUGUCUGUGGUGGCUUUAAUGUUUCUGUGUCCCUGACAGUUGUCCUAGUUUCCUACAUGUGUGUUUUCUUGGCUAUCAUCAGAAUACCUUCAGCUGAAGGCAAACACAAAACAUUCUCCACUUGUGCUUCCCACCUAACUGCUGUUAGUCUGUACUAUGGAACAACAGUGUUCAUUUACUUGCGUCCAUCCUCUGAGUACUUAGUUGGUAGGGAUAUGCUGGUCUCCAUAUUCUACACGGUGGUCAUCCCCAUGCUUAAUCCCAUGAUCUACAGUCUGAGAAACAAAGAUGUAAAGGAAACAUUUGGGAACUUCCUAAAGAAGAAUUCACAGUUCUUCUCCCUCCCUACACCCAGAUUUUCAUGA
Sorex araneus (European shrew) is the source of this 1014-nucleotide messenger RNA. RefSeq names its product olfactory receptor 1009-like. The transcript has a single exon. Bases 1 to 1014 code for a protein of 337 amino acids. The record is from RefSeq and is a predicted model, not a curated record. Gene Ontology annotation, cellular component: membrane. Lineage: Eukaryota; Metazoa; Chordata; Mammalia; Eulipotyphla; Soricidae. Gene Ontology annotation, biological process: sensory perception of smell; G protein-coupled receptor signaling pathway. Gene Ontology annotation, molecular function: olfactory receptor activity; G protein-coupled receptor activity; odorant binding.